AUGUCUGACCCCGACACGCACCGUACGCAAAAGCGCCGUCGCCUGGACGCAGCAUCUACGCUCUCCAAGCCAUUCAAAUCACCUCUGCGCCGCCGAACGACCGCAUCCAGCGAGAACGUUCCCUCAACGACAGAGCCAACUACACCCGAGGCAACCAAGCACAAGAACGAAUCACUCUUGAAUCCAGCUCCCACGCCAGGUAAUUCAAGCCCGAUCCUCAAAUCAUCCCUUCCAGCAUCCGGCUCCCCUAUUCGCAAACGCAAGCCCGCAAUCAUGACCCUUAGCACACCCACCACAUCCCCUCUCACAGACCCCAAAGUCCUCGAGCUACAGAAGAAACAGCGCACUCUCCGGACUCGCAUCGGAUCUCUCCGCUCUGAAAUCGAUACCGCACGCCAGGCUCUACGGAUUGAGUCCUCAAGCAAAGGCGCAGAUUUGGAAGCUUUGAUCUUCAAAUGGCGUUUCAUCAGCCAGGAAGCAGCCGAUGAGGUCUUCCUUGGUGCUCGGGACCGCGUCGCGCGUAUGGGUGGUCUAGGUGUCUGGCAAGAGCGCUCGAAGCGUGAUAAUGCACCGUGGGAUGAUUCGGAGCAGCAGAAGAAUGAGGACGGCGGUGAAGGGGACAGCUACAGUGGAGAUAUGGAGUAUGAUGGAGAUAUGGAUGUAGAUUCUCCGCAGAAGGGGGUUUCGGAGAAGCAGGACUCUGUCCAGGAUGAUGAGGAAUUUACAAUGGCGUUCAUGCUCAAGAUGCUCCAUGUCGAGGCUGCGACUAUUGGGUUUGAUGUUUCCGGUCAGAAGUGGAUUCGUUGA
Molecule: messenger RNA, 807 nt
Organism: Penicillium riverlandense
Lineage: Eukaryota; Fungi; Ascomycota; Eurotiomycetes; Eurotiales; Aspergillaceae
Product: putative DNA repair protein Dds20/Mei5
Exons: 2
Coding region: 1-807 (268 amino acids)
Biological process (GO): DNA recombination
Source: RefSeq, a predicted model, not a curated record